This is a messenger RNA of Panthera uncia (snow leopard), 3043 nucleotides long. RefSeq names its product forkhead box L3 (gene FOXL3). The record is from RefSeq and is a predicted model, not a curated record. The transcript has 4 exons. The coding region runs from base 148 to 813 and encodes 221 amino acids. Lineage: Eukaryota; Metazoa; Chordata; Mammalia; Carnivora; Felidae. Gene Ontology annotation, molecular function: DNA-binding transcription factor activity, RNA polymerase II-specific; RNA polymerase II cis-regulatory region sequence-specific DNA binding. Gene Ontology annotation, biological process: cell differentiation; regulation of transcription by RNA polymerase II; anatomical structure morphogenesis.
UCCCCGCUCGGGCGGAGAGCAGCCCACAGUGCAGACGCUGCUGGCGCGCGUCCAGCAGGACCUCAGCAAAGACCCGGCGGGCUGGCGGACGGCACGGAGGAGGCGGCAACUGCCACGGUGGCCCCCGCGGGUGCCGGGCGCGCCAAGAUGUUUGACAGCUCGCAGUAUCCCUACAAUUGCUUCAAUUAUGACGCCGACGACUACCCGGUGGGCAGCUCCGACGAGCAGAAGCGGCUCACGAGGCCCGCGUACAGCUACAUCGCGCUGAUCGCCAUGGCCAUCCAGCAGAGCCCCUCGGGCAGGGUGACCCUGUCCGGCAUCUACGACUUCAUCACGCGCAAGUUCCCCUACUACCGAGCCAACCAGCGCGCCUGGCAGAACUCCAUCCGCCACAACCUGUCCCUCAACAGCUGCUUCGUGAAGGUGCCUCGGACGGAGGGCCACGAGAAGGGCAAGGGUAACUACUGGACGUUGGCGGCGGGCUGCGAGUCGCUGCUGGACCUCUUCGAGAACGGCAACUAUCGCAGACGGCGCCGGCGCCGCGGCCCCAAGCGCGAGGGGGCGGGGCAGGCGCGUGCGGGGGGCGCGGAGGGGCCGCAGGGGCCCCCUGAGCCAGCCCCAGGCCAGCCCCCCGCCCCUGCCAGCCCGGCUGCCCUGGGGAAGGCGGAGCACAGGGGCAUCAAGUUCAGCAUUGACUACAUCCUGUCCGCGCCGGGCCCUUUCCCGGGGCUCAAGGGUCCCUACGGCCAGCAGGAGGGCAGAACCCCGCGGCUGGGGGCCCAGCAAAUGAACCUCCACCUGUGGACGAUAUGAGGCCGGGCUGGCGCCCGGUCGGUCCCGGGGCUUCCGGGCGAUUUCGGCCCCACCUCCAGCCAAGAAGCCAGGUUUUGCCACAUCCCGCUAGCUUCCCCAGACUCGUGUUCCGCGCCGAACACCAGCAUGGGCCGGAGGGACAAGAGGUCAGUCUUCUGGCUUCAUCCUUCCCAAGUUCCCUUGCAGGAAGACCCAUGGGGUCCCGCCCUAGGUUCACUGAGCAGCCCCACUCUGCGGGAUAUGAAUACAGGUUCGGGGCCACACUCACUCACAGACAAGGCAGCACCUCAUCCCUCUGUCUUCUGAGAACUGGCUGCACAGACCCCACACCCUGGAAGCUGCCCGUGAGCUCUGGAUGCAGAUGGCGAGGUGGGUGGGCAUCUUCCCAGAGCUAGAAGUGCAAACGGUGAAACCAGAUAUUCCUUGACCCCAUGAAUGUCGUCCCCGAGUUUCUGACGGUGGCCCUGUUAUGGACGAUGUGAUCGGAAGUUUAAGCGCAUCUCGUGUUGCGGACAGAAUAUCCAACGAUUGCUUCAGAAAUCCCGUGCACUGUUUUAUACAGGAAAGAAGGCAGGAAGACGGGAGGAGCAAGGGGGGCUCCGAAUUUGGGACAACAUGGGGGGAAGCACACUUUUCUUGGUUCUUGUGAGCAGGGAGUUAGCUCCUAUUCGGGCGUGUUCCGCCCGGCUGGUUUCCCAAGAGAGCAGACACUACGUAGCAGGCGGCUGACAGAUUCUGCUACACUCGAGCUGUACAAUUAGGGAGCGCACAAUUACAAGCUUUGGAGGUGGGUACACUCCAUUUGAAAUGUAAAUGAUUUAAUUACCGUGUGGAGACGGGCAUCUUAAAAAACACAAUUAUGCACAGUGAAACUAUUUGACCAACCUUAUCAUUUUUCACCAGCCCAUUUUUGCAGAGUUAAUUGCUUUCCAUGACUUAAUUUGAACAUUAGUAUGGAUUACACCUAAUCUGAUCUACUAGGUGACAAUGAUUGGCUAAUUCCGUAAACAACAAAAACACGCCCAAGAAGGCUGGCUGCCUCAGCUGGGAAUUACAUGGUCGUGCUUUAUCGGACUCUGAAAAACCCAGACCAGUAAAGGAAGGAAGGCAGGCAGGAGGUAGAGGCAGAGCCACGCAGGACUCGCUCGGACUAGCUUGCUUCCGAUUCAGACGCGUCGUUCAACGGCCGCAGUAUCACUUGUCCACCCUGUACAGACUCCUUGGGUUGCUGUCAGUGUUUUGAGAAGAGGGGAGAAGGCCGUUGCUUGCAACUGUUGUGAAACGCCUGGUCCCUGAGUCCGGAGAUGACCCCUGGUGGUGAUGCGCCCACCGCCUGCCCGCCCGUACUCUCUCCGUUUGGCCAGGCCUUGCCAAGGGGGCAGCCUGCCAGCCUCGUGGGAGGAGGGGAGCCCUGCCUCAAGGAGCCCUCUGGAAAGCAGGAACAAGGACACCUCUCCGAAGAUGCCUGCCGCCGGAUCUCUUGCCUGGGAAGGCACCCGACACCAGUGGGUCCUCCUGCCCGCCGGGCACGGCGCUGGCCCCCUGUCUGGGGCUGUCUCCGGAGCGGGCACACCGGCCCUGGUUGACGGUCGCGUGAUUCCCCCUCCCUGUGCUACAGAUGGGGCCCGGCGAGCAGGCGGGCCCGGCAUGUGGCUCUGGGGAUGGGCUGCUGACGCUUCCUCCACACUAAGGCUCAUGCGGCUCGGAGGGGCCCUGUGCCCGUGUGUGCGUGUAUGUGUCGUCCGUGUGCACACCUGCUAUUUACGCCCUUUGCCGGUUGUGCAGAGAGCGCUGUUUUAACGGUAGUAGACGCGGCCUGGGUGGUGGCGCGACGCGGCUGGUGCCGUCACACAUAAGUGGGGGGCACACGGCGUCCGAAGGUGUAGUUUUCUGCUACCGAUGAAGCGAAUACGAUGUGCGUUUUAUCUUUCGGGUUCUAGCCGUGUUCUUCCUGUGUUUUGUGCCGGUGAGCACAGCCUGACGGCGAACAGGAGAUUCCUGUGUCCUAAACAGGGGUAUCAAUCAUGUUCUCGAACGCGAAGGGACAUUUUCAAUUUGCCAGCGUGUGAUACCCCACGACUUCACAAAGUCUCCCAGCCCUCAGAGUGAGUGGCAUUUAAUACCAGACAACAUCGCAGGGGUGAGGGCUGGCUCUGGCCUAUUCAAAUGCCACUGCCACCACGCAGACUCGCCCAGCGCCAUUAUAAUUAAAGACUUUAUGCCUCUCUUG